Messenger RNA from Biomphalaria glabrata, 9799 nucleotides. Its product is annotated as putative molluscan insulin-related peptide(s) receptor. The transcript has 29 exons. The record is from RefSeq and is a predicted model, not a curated record. The coding region runs from base 743 to 5794 and encodes 1683 amino acids. Gene Ontology annotation, cellular component: insulin receptor complex; axon; membrane. NCBI's taxonomy places the organism in Eukaryota, Metazoa, Mollusca, Gastropoda, Planorbidae. Gene Ontology annotation, biological process: protein phosphorylation; glucose homeostasis; positive regulation of kinase activity. Gene Ontology annotation, molecular function: ATP binding; insulin receptor activity; insulin receptor substrate binding.
GUCACUUUUUGUUCACCUCAUAAGUUCAGCUAUGUGGAAGUUAUUCGUUGCUACAAAUCUUGUGUGUUUUGGUUUAUUCGUGGUGGAUUCGUAAAAUCUUUUUUAAAAAGGAUUCUUCUGAAUGGAUACAUUCAAAGGGCUCACACCCAGAAAUUAACGGGCCCUUUGUAAAUGAUACUUCAGCUGUACACUAAAAAACACAAUUCCUUACGAUGAAACCAUAGAGCUAGGAUGACACACACGGACUCCAGGUCAAAUGACUGACCGUGGCCUUGAACUGCAUAGCAGGCUAGACCUCAGGGCAGUGGAAAAACAACACCUUUAGCUUACUUUAUGAACAGAGGUCCAAGACAAGUCUUCUUUAUGUUGAUGAACUGUCAGGAAUGAUGAGCUAUUUCAACAUGUUCUAUUGUAUAACAAAUGUAAAGACAUGAGUUGAGUCUGUAGAGUACACUGCAUUUGACUUGGCUACGAAGACUCACUCGUGACCUAGCAGUAUUUUGUCUUCAUAUUCUUUGACUUGCUAAACUUCAAUUGAACGAUGGAUACUUCACAUUUAUGUAGCUGUCUACGUGGCUUUGUCCACUGCUCUCAAGUCUUCACAAACAUUUUAUAAGACACUCACUUAUUGUACUGAUCGCUCGAUACUGGUCUGGGUAUUUCUGGGUAUUUUCAGAAAACAGCCCAUGAUAACGUCAUCGGCGUCGAGUGACUUGGAUUAAGGUCAAGACAUAUCGGCGAAAUGGCUCUUUGGGCUUGGCGCCCUUACACACUGGCGGCCAUUGCCGUACUGUUUCUGAUUGCCCUGACAUCAAGUUCGGAUAUACUGAAGACAGUGGAAAAGAUGAAGAGUUCUCCAAUCUGCGGAGUUCCGAAGAAAGCGUUUCCUAAAAACCCAGUCGAUGGAGUGUGUAGAGAUGUGGACAUCCGUUACAAUGUCAGAAACUUGGAGUUGCUGAGAAACUGUACUGUAAUAGAAGGUGACCUACAUAUCACACUAAUUGAGUAUGUCCCACAGGCUGUAUAUGAUAUGUACACGUUUCCAGAGCUCAAGGAAAUCACUGGUCAUCUGAUGAUGUUCAAGGUAUUUGGUCUGGAGACCCUGAGAAACAUGUUCCCCAACUUGGCUGUGAUACGAGGUCAAACAGUUUACUUUAACACUUACUCUCUGUUCAUCCAUGAGUGUAGGGAUAUGAAAGAGAUUGGACUAAUUGGGCUGACUGACAUCUUGAAUGGGACUGUGCGAAUCUCAAAGAAUUUCCGGAUGUGCUACAUCAACACUAUAGACUGGACUAGGAUUAUCAAGAAUGCCUCCAAGGCAGACCAUACAUUCAUUGAAAAUAGAGAAGAAAGCUUAUGUCCUGACUAUUGUAAUGAAGCUUGCAAGAUGUUUGAUCACAAGAAGUAUUGCUGGUCUUCAACAUCUAGAGACUGCCAGAAAAAUCUGGGCUGCCGUUGUAAAGGAGGCUUGUCCUGUAUGGUUAAUGGAACUUGUUGCCAUGAAUACUGUCUUGGUGGGUGCUCUGGACUAACUACCAAGCAUUGCCAUGUCUGCAAGGACUACCAGAUGGGCCAAGCCUGUCUACCAGAGUGUCCCGCUGAUACUUACAUUCUUGCAGGACACAGAUGCUUGACAGAUAAAGAGUGUUUGAAGUUGCCUCCAAUGAAGCCAGAUACUAUUGGGAGUUUUGUGACAGAGAAUACACCCAAGCUGUUGACACUGCCCACCAGGAAAGAGUGUGUAUUCAAAUGUCCAAAUGGUUACAUGGUAAAUGAUACAUUGGGACACAAAACCGAAGAGUGUAUUCCAUGUCUUGGCACAUGUCCUAAAGUAUGCAACUCUACCAAAAUUUAUAAUACCAAAGAUUCUGAACAGCUCAGGGGAUGCACCAAGGUGCAAGGAAAUUUAGAUAUACUUUUAUACUAUGGCGGAGUUGACAUAGAUAGAGAGUUGAAGCAGAACUUGUUGUCUAUUAAAGAAGUGACUGGUUAUGUGAAAAUUAUGAGAUCUUAUGGUCUGGUGACUUUGAAUUUUUUGCAAAACUUAGAGAUUAUCAGAGGGGAGAGAUUGGUCAAUGACAGGUACAGCCUUGUUAUCAUUGACAACCCCAAUCUGGAGAGAUUGUUUCGAGAAAAACAAACAGAAAAAAUGAAGAUAUUAAAUGGCAGCGUUAACAUCAUCCAUAACAGAAUGUUGUGUCCAAAGUGGAUUGAUGCAUUUUUCAAUGCAACUAAAGCAACUGAGGGCACAAUCAAACCCAAUGGAGAUAUGAACCCUUGUGUUGAGGAAAAGAUUCCAUUCCAAUUUGUUAAGAUUACUGACAAGAGUGCUGUUAUUACUUUAAAUGCACUGACGAUUGGUGACGUCAGACAGAUAACAGGCUAUAUGGCUCUUUACAAGAAAGUGUCUGCACCAUUGAUAGACAAGAAUGAAGGUAGAGACAGGUGCUCAUUGAAUGACUGGAUGUCUGUAGAAGUACAAAUUGAAUCAGUUAUAAAACCAAACUUCUCAUUAUUAGCUGCUAAGAAUGUUACGAUAGAAAAUCUAGACUUCAGCUCGAAGGGUCAAGAAAUAACUAUUGGGCUGGAGAAACUAGAGCCUUUCACAACCUACGCAGUACUGAUUAGUGCCAGGACACUGACUUCUACUGGCUACACAGCUGACUCUGAUAUCAAGUACAUGAAGACCUCUCCAAGAAACCCAGGAAAAGUGCAAGAACUUAGAGUAGAAUCAGGGAAUGAAGAACUGCAUGUAAGCUGGAAACCUCCUCUCCAGUCGAAUGGAAUCAUUGGAUUCUACAAAGUAUUGUACUAUCCAAUCAAAAAUGAUUUCCGUGUUGUAAAUCAGGAUUACUGUUUAAACCCCAUGGAUGAGAUGACUGCUGUGGAAAAGAGGAAACAAAGUAUUGCCCAAGGAAAAGCACUGCUUGAGAAAUCCCGUCCUGAGAAUAGCAGCUGCUGUCCAUGUUUACCCAAUUUAAGUGAUGAUAGGGAAGAAGAUAAGAUAUCAAAUAUUAUGUUUGAGGAUAAAUUAAUCAGCUUGGCCUUUACAGCAACAUGUCACAACAAAACAUCCAAUGAGUCUGUGAACUUGGAGCCUACACAUAAGUUACCACCUGUAGCCCCAGCUCCUAAGCCAGCUAGAUUGAAUCAGAGAAGAAAACGAAGCAUCACAAAUUCAACUGUGGGUUUGCUCUUCAGCAAUCCCAUUACUGCCAAGCAUUUAGCUGACAAUCUGAGCAGCACUGAGAGCACCCAGAUAAACAGGACACUUCCCUUGCCAAACAAUGGGAGUGGAACUGUUGCUAUGGAAGUAGAGGUGAAGGACACAAAGAUCACAUUACCCAAUUUGAAGCACUAUCAGGAGUACCAGAUAAGUGUCAAAGCUUGUCAUGAUUCUGAUCCAUUUUAUGGCUUGUUAUGCACAGAAGAUGAAACCGAAAUAGCUUUUGGUCAAACUCAGCCCAAAUUGUCAGCUGACAAUCUAGAUUCCUCUCAGAUUUAUGUAGGUUUCGUAUCAAACAAGACUAACGAGGCUUUUGUCACCUGGGAGCCUCCUGUGGAACCCAAUGGCCGAAUUCUGAACUACUUUGUAAAACUGAGCAGAGAAUCUACUAAAGAGGACCAAACCUUCUGUGUCAACAACAACCACACUCGGGAAUAUCAUUUCACUCAGCUGUUGCCUGGAAACUACUCCAUACAAAUCAAGGUAGUCACCAGAGCAGGCAAAGGAAACUUCUCAGAACCAAAGUUUAUUUUCAUUCCUGAAGUCAAAGGUUCUGAUAUCACAGGUGUUAUUGUGGGUGCUGUUAUAAGUCCAAUAGUAAUUGUCAUCAUUCUAAUUGGUGUUUUAGUCUAUAUUGCAUACAAAUGGAAAUCCAAAUCAAAUGUUCUUGUGUCCAAUAAUCCAAACUACAUAAAGACAGAGGAUUUGUAUUGCCCUGACGAGUGGGAGAUAGCACGUGAAACCUUGCGUCUAUUGAAAGAGCUUGGUCAAGGGUCAUUUGGCACUGUUUAUGAAGGAUUGUUGGAGGAUCCUAAAACUAAGACCACCAAAUCUGUAGCUAUAAAGACUCUUGGAGACAAAGCAGAUUUCUAUGAGCGCCUCAAGAUCUUAAAGGAGGCAACAACUAUGAAGGGUUGUGAGUGCUUUCAUGUGGUCAAGCUAAUAGGUGUGGUUUCCAAGGGUCAGCCUGCCUUCAUUGUCAUGGAGUUGAUGUCCCAUGGUGAUUUGAGAAAUUACCUGCGCAAGUGUCGUGUAGAUGAAUAUGACUAUCCAGACUAUUAUCCUCCAACUGCUAACCAGAUUCGUCAGAUGGCAGGAGAAAUAGCAGACGGCAUGGCCUACCUUGCACACAGAAAAAUUGUUCACAGAGAUCUGGCUGCCAGAAACUGUCUUGUAGCAGAAGAUGGCACUGUUAAAAUUGCAGAUUUUGGGAUGGCUAGGGAUGUCUACAUGACAGACUAUUACCGCAAGGAUAACAGGGCCCUACUUCCUGUCAGAUGGAUGGCUCCAGAGUCUUUGAUGGAUGGCAUCUUUACUACCAUGUCUGAUAUUUGGUCCUAUGGAAUAGUGCUUUGGGAGAUGGUAACUUUGGCUGAACAACCUUAUCAAGGCCUUGGCAAUGAGGAAGUACUACGUUUUGUAUCAGAAGGAAGAGUUAUGACUGCUCCUAUUGGAUGUCCUGUGGAUUUAUAUGACUUAAUGAAGAGCUGCUGGGCAUACAACCCAAAAAAGCGACCUACUUUUAUGUACUUGAUUGAAUGCCUGGCCCCACAUAUGAAUGAAAGGUUCCAACAAGUCUCCUUCUUCUUUCAAGAGAUGUCCAAAGAUGGAUCAGAUGAAGAGCCUGAAGCAGGAGCUGCUGGAACUGUGGAGCAAGCAGAGCCAUGUGUGAUGGAAGUAGAAGAAACUCCCACUGAGGCUUAUCAGGACCCUGACAACAACUUCCAGAGAAUUCAGAAGCUAAAGGCACAAGGUUCCAGUGCUAGUGGAAGUUUAAAGUCUAGUAAAGAGGCAAGGACUGUGUCCAGUGAAGAAGAAGACAAUGUAGAGAUAGACUCAAGUCCAGCCAAAAUAUCCCCUUCACCCAGCACUCCUUCCACAUCGUCCCACCACCAACCAGAGUCCAGAAGACAAAGUCAGUCUUAUUCCAAGCCAAGUCUCCAUGCUGAUUUGAGUGAUUCAGACACUGAUUAUGAAUCUGAGGCCUUUGAUAGUGGUGAAGUGGUUGAGAGAGACAGCCAGUUUAUGCUGUCCCCUAAAGAUGCCAUAUCCUCCUCAGAAAUGCUGAAGUUGUUGCCAGAAUCCUCAGGAAGCCAGAAGAGCAAGUCUGGCUCCCUGGCUCUGCCUACUCCAUUGAAGUUGGGAAACAGUACAGACACAGAAGAAUACACCUUGAUGUCUCCCCCAGCUGUGUCUGUUAGAGACCCUCUAUCCCCUUCUUACACCUUCCCUUCCACCUCCCCUUCCACCUCCUCCCAGUAUGCACCCAAUUUGUGGCAGGGAAGGCAGGUCAACGUGGAGGACUCUAAAUACAAAGGUAACCUACCCAGCUAUCCAAGGAACGGAGGGAUACACAAUGGUUUGUCAAACUUGGCCUCACUUGGCCAAGAAAACAAGAUAGCCAGUUGGCUGGCUGGCAACACUGAAGAAAGCAUCAGGUCUGCUAGUACCACCAGCCCAACCAGUGAGGGCAGUAAAGAGAGUAACUCCAGUGCAGGAAGCAACCACAAGUUUCACACUGCCAAUGGCCAUGGACCAUUCUCUCAUCAGCAAACAGCCUUUUGUUGAAACUGUUGGCAUUGAACAGUUACUGUAUGUAGUUUCUUCUCUAACACUUUUGUAUUGCCAGACAGCCAAGAGCAAGUUCUACUGAGGAUUUCAUUGAAAUUAAUCAAAAGUGUUCUGUUUGCGUUGUCAUCCAUAGACACUCAUUGUUAAGAAGGUCUUAAAGUGAAGUCUAUUCUUCGUUCAGACUAUGAAUUGCACUGUGAAAGAGAAACAGUAUUUAUUGGAUGCUCAGGCUACCUCAUACAAUACAGAACAUUUCUUUUAGACGUUGACAGAAGUCAUUUAUUAGUUCUGCUGUGUACACUUCUUCAACAUGGACAAUAGUCAAAUAUUAGUUCAUUUGUGUAUAUUUCUUAGACAUUGACAUGAUUCAAAUGUUAGUUCUGUGUAUUUACUUAGACAAUGACUUGAUUCAGAUUUUUGUGCUGUGUAUUUACUUAGACAUUGACUUGACUCAGAUUUUUUGUGCUGUGUAUUUACUUAGACAUUGACUUGACUCAGAUUUUUGUGCUGUGUAUUUACUUAGACAUUGACUUGACUCAGAUUUUUGUGCUGUGUAUUUUGUGAAGAUGAAAGACAGUGAACUCAAUAGUUUUCUCCCUUGAUGGUUGUCAAAAUUAAUUUUUCUUCUUCUCUUUAAAUGUGAAACAAACAUUUUUUGUCAAGUGUCAAAAUAAAUUGUUUCUUGUUUGUUUUUCUCUGCAAAAUUUGGAAUGUGCCAGGUUUUUAUUGAUGCAAGCAAGAAAAAACAUAAUCUAUGAACUUUUUAUGCAUUUUUUUUUCAAAAGUUGUAUAUUUUUGUAUAAUUAGUAACUUUUAUUACUGUUUAUCCCUAAGAUAAUUUGCUGGAGAUUGAAAAUGAAGUAAUCAUUAGUGAAAAUAUCACUUUUGUCUGGAUCAUAUUCAUAGUAUGUCACAUUUGAGUUGUUGUUUUUUCUCAUAUAAUAAAGUCAUUUGUGGAAAGUUGCAUGAAGAAAGUAGAUGUUGAAAUAAGAAUAUUGUGCAUCUAUCUCUCUGCCAUGAGUACAGUCGGUGCAUUUUCAUGACAAGUAUCCACUGUUAUCAGGGCUCCUUACCAGAAUGAGGCUGGUAUUCAGCUGGUGUGGCCAUUAGGAAAGUUUUAUAAUGCUAAAACAAUGAUCCACCUGCCUUAACCCUUUUACAAAUACUAGAUGAGAGGUUGUUUUUUUUUUUAAACAUCCAUGUUUGUAUGAUGUUAAAGAAACCUUUUUUUUUUUGUUUUUAAAUGAAGCUCUAGGGAUAUUGGGUAGUACACAGUCAUCCUUGCAUUGCUCUUCAGUGGAAACCCAUGAUCCCUUUUUGGCAACAUGCAAAGAGACGUUUAAAUGAUUUCCAUUGUCUGAGCUAAUGCUAAAAAGAUUACACAAAAUACUUCUGAUAAUCUUGGCUUCCCAAUGUGAUAUAGGGCAAGGAAUGGACUAACUUUUCCAUUGGUUUUGCAAAGACAAAGAUGGCCAGCUUCUGGCAAAGAUGGCAGCAUUAAAAAUUUGUCUUGUCUGAUGUUAGAGUAUUUUAUAUUUUUAUUUUUGUUAAAUGUAAAAAUAUUUAUAUUUAAUGUAAACAAGGUAAGCCCUUCAAAUAGUCGAUCUUUCAAACAAUAUUUUUUAAAAAAUGUCACAUUUUAUGGUUUGAACUAUUUUUUUUGGUAUGAAAAAUCAAAUGGAAAUCAUGACUUUUUUACAUCUAAAAUGUUAUAAAACAUUUUGUGACAAUGACACAAUUCUAGUUAGGACAUUCACUUUUAAGUUGUGUUGUGUUUUUGAUCUAUUUGAGAGGAUGGGAUUCAAUAAAGAUAUUCAAUGGUUUGGUCAUUUUUUAUUACAACCAAAUUUUUAGAAUGUUGAUUGUUUUGAAUAGUUGACCGAGCACUUGAAACAAAAUGUACAACAGCUGUUUUAGCUGUCUUUGAUGUAUGCUUUUCUCUAAAUAGUCGGGUUUUAGCCAGUACCAGUUUUUUUUUUCUCUGUUGGUAUCAAAACAUUUUCUUGUCUGUGUGACUUUUGUGAGACAUAAUAAGCUGAUUUUCUGAACAUCUCUUUAGACAUGUGCCUUUCAUUCUCCUUUGUAAGAAUACAUUUUUAAUUAUCAAAUUUAUUUUCCUCAUUACAAAUGACUUGUAUUACACUUGUUUUUUUUUAGACUUUACCAAAGAAAUAUCUGCAUGUGGGAGACUGGAAAGGAAAUCUCUGACUUAGCUUUUCCCACUAGUUGAGAUGCAGUGUGGUUCAAUUUUGGUGAUAGUCUCACAUAUACUUCUAAAUCAUUUAAUAAUUUAUUUUUUUUUACAUUUUUUCUUAUAUGUGGUCAUCUUUGGUAAUGUAUUAUCCUUAUUUGAGAACUAUUUCAACUAUAAACUUAGAUUUGUCAACAGGAACAAAACAAAAAAGAUUUUCAAAGGCCUAAAAAAAUGUUUUAAAAUUAUGUUAAGAACAUUUUUGGUGGGUUUUAUUUAGAAAUCAAAUUGUCAAGUUUACAGUCAAACUUUCAUGCUUGAAAUAUUUUUUGUCAGAUUUGAAACAAGUUGGUUUAUAUUUUUUGUUACAUUGAAACCAACAUUAAAAUGCUCUUAAAAACACCAAGCAGCUCAAAAAUGACAUGAUUUAUUGACUAUAAAACUCAUUUCAUUGUGGAAGGUCAUGUGCACAGUCAUCUAAUGUAUCUGGACUUGCCACAUAAGCUCACCUGUAAAUUAUACAUCUUUGAUAUGUCAGAUGUUUUUCUUUUUUUAGAUUCUCUGAUUUUUCAUUAUUUUAAAUUUAGCUAUAAUUUUUUAAAAUAAGAAUAAAUAAAAAAAAACAAAAAAACAGUAGCCAUGUGUGCAGUUUCAGACAUUUUGUAAUCAGUAGUUUUCACAACCUGUAAAGAUGUUACCUUGAAAUUCUAGGCUAAAUUGUGUGGUUUUCUAAGUAAGGAUCUAUUUGUACAUUCAAUCAGGGUUUUUCUUUCUGCUCAUGUUAAGUUUUAGUUUCUGUGAUUUAGUUUCUGUUUACCUUAGUUUUUAUGUUGAAAGCUUCUUUGUAUAUGUGCAUUAUAUUCAUUUAGUAAAUAUUACACAAGUCAUAUUUCAAUCAUUGUGCCAUCUUUUUUUUUUUUAAUAACAUAAGUGAACAGUUAUCUAUUGUUUUAAUUUAUAUGUAUUUAAGUGAUAUUCUAUUGUUUUAAUUGAUAUGAGAAACAGAUGUUUCAACCAACAGCUCCAAACACUAUGCUGAUAAAUGUAAGCUGAUAUUCAUGUGAAAGAUAUGUUCUACUAGGUGAAAUAUUUUAUCUCCAACAAUUGUGUUCAAAUGAGUUCAUCAGUAGAACCCUUUUAAAAAUGUGUUGUCAUGUUGGGUUUGAACAUUCAUUCACAAUUGUAUAUUUCCACAUUCUUUUUUAUUUUGUGUGCAUUUUAAUUAGGUUUAUGGUGGUGCUCAUAAUCUGAGUACAUUAAAAGGCUGGAGGUCUCUCAGAAAGUUUUAUAAAUGAUGAAUGCUUUGAAGUUCUUCACCUGAAAAGCUUAUUAGCCUGUACAUUUUCAAUUUUGCAAAAAAAAAAUUAAGAAAGAAAAUGCUACAAUCAGUAACCUGUCAUGACCUGAAUUGUGUAGAAAUGCCUUAGAUCAUUUGGCAAAAGUAUUCAAAUGACAGUUUCACUUUUUAAUUCGGGUGUUCUUAAACAUUUAGUCUGCACCGCUGACUGGAGUUUCAAGUACCACAUGGCAGGAUUUAGAAAAAACAAAAACCACCUUUUACUUGUUAAUAGCUAAUUCAUAAAUCUUUGUGAAGUCAAAGUCCUGCAGGGUUUGUUUUUUUUUUCUUACAAUAUUCUUGUACAUUAAAUCACGAGUUCAUGUCAUUAAUCACAAAUUGAAGCUGAUGUACAUUAAAACUUUUUGCUGAAUUUAUUGUCUUACAAUAUUUUGAAGUUGUUUUCCAUCCCUCUACUGGUUUAUGAAAAAUUUUAGUUUCAAUGGUCUCAUUUAUAAAUAAAUAAAAUGUUCAA